Molecule: messenger RNA, 2217 nt
Organism: Pseudovirgaria hyperparasitica
Lineage: Eukaryota; Fungi; Ascomycota; Dothideomycetes; Acrospermales; Acrospermaceae
Exons: 6
Coding region: 1-2217 (738 amino acids)
Biological process (GO): regulation of DNA-templated transcription; DNA-templated transcription
Molecular function (GO): zinc ion binding; DNA-binding transcription factor activity, RNA polymerase II-specific; DNA binding
Source: RefSeq, a predicted model, not a curated record
AUGGAUUCGCCUACUCCUCUUCAGCCUCCAGCAAAUUUCAAUACCGGGAUAAUCAAUUCCCAAUCAUUUUCAUUUCACCUUGCUCUAGUUUCUGCUCUGAACGCUCUCCAUGCCAGCACAAGACGCGGGCAAUCGGGUCGCUACAAGCCCGUCGCCAUUUUUCAAACGAGCGUGCAAUGCCUGCAGAGCAAGAAAGGUGGGCGUCUCCUCGUGAAGCGAGGAGUCAUCAUUAACCAUAUAACUACUCAGGUACGCUGCGACAAAGCAUCACCAUGUUCGUCAUGUAAAGCGUCGAACAUCCCAUGUAAAACCAGUAAUCCCGAGCCCAAAGCUCCCCGAAAACGACUCCAUGUAACUGAAGAAUAUGAGAGAAAAAUCGAUUUCAUCCAGGAGAGGCUAGCAGACCUCGAUCAUGUCUUCCACUCUGGCGAGAACACCAGAUACCCUGCACCAUCUUCAUCUUCUUCUUUGACACAAGUACCCAAGACGUCUCCGCGUGCCGUAUCCCGAGCCGCGUAUGCAUCCCCUUUGUCAGCUGAUGACCUCACCAAAGAAGAGAGACAGGCCUAUGAAGGCGAAACAUCGAUGCGUGCUCACUCUGCAUAUGCUCGUGACCUGCUCGAGAAAGCAGUUCAAGAAGAUCCCUUUGCUGCAAGUAGCCCAGCCAUGUCUUCAGCCUUGGCACAUCUGCGACAACUCUCAAGCCGUCAUGAGCCCACACCGGGUACAGUUCCACCUGCGAGACUAGGGGGCGACUCUCGAUUUGACUAUCGGCGACUAAAAUUGCCACCGACGGAUGUGGUGUUGAAUCUACUACGGCAAGCCAAAAUAUCCCCGACUCUUACUUUCUUGGAUCCCUUCGCCGUCUUGGAUAUCGACCAGCUUACAGAACUGUGUAAGGAUGUCUUUUUCUGCCUCGAUAACUAUCCCACGUCAACAGCAAUACUGGUUUUCGGUCAUCUCUACUGGCUCGGAUGCGACUCUUCUGGGGGGAGGCUGGGCUACGAUAUUGAGCGGGGGCCACAGAGUUCUCUGUGCAAAGACAACUUGGAGAUCGCGCUGUCCAACCUCGAGGUACUGUCUCCCGGAAACGAGAAUCUCAUAUCGGCUCUUCUCUUCGGAGCAUGUUACGCCAUCGAGACCUGUAGACCGACCAUGAGUUGGAAGUUGACAGCGGCCGCAGCUAGUGCUGCGCUCUCAAUGGGCUGGCAUAGAAUGUCCGAAGAUGACACUGACCAGCAGAGGCGACGCAAAGCACAGAUCUUCUGGUACAUCUAUGUCAUGGACAGGUCGAUCUCGCUACGGUUUGGGAGAGCAGCGAUUCUGCAGGAUUAUGACAUUGAUGUCGACCUGCCAGACUAUGGCAGCUCGCCUGUGGCUCAAUACAGUACCAAAGUUGUAUGCUUAUGGAUUCGUACUGCCCGUGUUCAAGGCCGGGUAUACGAGCAAUUGUACAGUCCUGCUGCGCUCAAACAAAGCAGAGAGGUACAAAAGAACCAUGCGAAGUUACUCCUGCAUGAGAUUGAGACAGUACGGGAGGAAAUCCCUCAACUGUAUCAGCACCACGAGAGUCUGAACCUGCCCGACACAAUUGCAGGCAUACGUGCGGUGAAGCUUCUUUGUAUCUCUGACGAGGUAGUAGUCAAUGUGGUGUGCUGCAUGAUUGCUCGAAGCUCCAGUGAUGCUGGUCUGAGUCCGGAUUGCUUAGGCUAUGCCAGAGCUGCACUCGCACUCCACCAGAAGGCUGCUGACAGUUAUGUUGACAUUGGAGAAGACUCCUGGUCCCUUUACAUCCACUGGACCAUCCUUCAAGCCCCCUUCGUGCCCUUCAUCGUCCUAUUCGGGAAUGUUCUCAGCACCCAAGAUGCAGGUGACCUCCAGCGCAUGGAGAAGUUUGUUCAAACACUUGCGAUGGGCCAGACUACGGAAGGAUCACGAAAGAUGCAUGCACUGUGCUCAACCUUACACCAAGUCGCCAAUCUAUAUGUCGAGGGUCACUCCCAGUCCAACACGCCAUCAUCGGCCCCAGACCAGGCCGUAAACAUUAGUUCUCAAGCGUGGAGCGCACUAAAUCCAUACUUGAACACCAUGGGGUUCGCAGGAGGCCCAAGUGUAGACAGCAACGUCGUGAUGAACAACAGUAUUGGCGACUGGUGGAAUGGAAACCAGUAUAUGAUGGGGCUGCUCGAGGAUGACACGCUGGGCUAUCUCAACUGA